ACGUCCCAGUAAUGAAUAUAAGUUAUUCGAAAGUUCGAAAUAUAGAUGUGGCCACAUUGUUGAUAGCUUAGUACCGCCUAUUAUAUCGUGUUAACAGAAAUUAAUUUCAACAACUUACUAUUGCAUUGACAAGUUCAAAGUUUUUGGCAUUCGUUUUCGUUAAAAGAAGGCUAAAUAAUAGGUGCUAGGAGUAUAGCGACGUUGAAUAUUUUACUAACGUUUGGUGCCUAUUCAUGGGUAAAACAAUCCUGGGUCAUGUCUAAAGACGGCCGUCACAACUACGAUCGUGAUACAAGUAGUGACACUGAAGAUUAUCAAGAUACUGAAGAUCAUAGACGCCGUGUGUUCAAAACAAGACUAAGUUAUGGAAGUUCCUUAAAACCCAAAUCGUGUUUAGUACAGCGUCAUUCAACUGGUAACCAGUUGACUCUGACACCAAUAAAUAAACAACAAACAACUUCAAUGAGAAAUAGAAAAGCUAUGCCCAGAUUUUCUUGCUCAAUGAAUUCUAUGAAAAGUCUGAUGAAUCAAAACGCAACUACUUCAGGUUCGUCCUAUCCAAGUACUUCAGGAUCCGGUCAUUUAACUAACUCUAGAAACAAUAUUGCAAAUAAAGAAGAAAGAGUAACUCUUAUUGUAGAUAACACUAGAUUUAUUGUUGAUCCAGCUAUAUUCAUUGCCCAUUCAAAUACAAUGCUCGGACGAAUGUUUAGUUCUAAUGAAUAUACUAAUAAAAAUGAACGUGGAGAAUAUGUAGUAGCAGAAGGUGUCUCGGCAAAUGUAUUCAGGUGCAUUUUGGAGUAUUAUAAGGGUAAUGUGAUGCGCUGCCCAUCUUCAAUUUCAGUACAAGAGCUACGAGAAGCUUGUGAUUAUUUGUUAGUACCAUUUGACGCUAAAACAGUCAAAUGUCAAAAUUUACGAGGAUUAUUACAUGAGCUGUCAAAUGAAGGGGCUCGUUGUCAAUUUGAAGUAUUUUUAGAAGAUCUAAUAUUACCUUUAAUGGUCAAUUCUGCUCAACGUGGAGAUCGUGAAUGUCAUGUAGUAGUCUUACUAGAUGAUGAUAUAGUAGAUUGGGAUGAAGAAUAUCCGCCUCAAAUGGGAGAAGAAUAUUCACAAACUGUAAACAGCACUGCCUUAUAUAGAUUCUUCAAAUACAUUGAAAAUCGAGAUGUUGCCAAACAAGUAAUGAAAGAACGUGGUCUUAAAAAGAUUCGUCUAGGUAUUGAAGGUUAUCCAACUUAUAAGGAAAAAAUUAAAAAAAGAGCUGGUGGUCGUGAAGAUGUGAUUUAUAAUUAUGUUCAAAGACCUUUUAUUCAUAUGUCAUGGGAAAAAGAAGAAGCUAAGAGUCGCCACGUAGAUUUCCAAUGCUUAAAGUCGAAAUCUGUGACUAAUUUAGCAGAAGCGACUGCUGAUCCUGUUUUGGAAUUAGACGCUAGAGGUAAUCCUAUGGGAGCUGUAGCCAUAGAUCCAGACAUUCGAGUGGUAUAUGAUGGUCAUGAUCAAGAUGAUGGAGCAGUAGACUCACCUCCUCCUCUGGCAGUUUCAGAAGCUGAACAAAAUGAUGAGUCUCAACCCAAUGAUCAGUAAUAUAGAAUGGGAUUUAUAAAUGCCAUGUUUUUUUAUUGUUGCUAAACAAUCAAGAGGUGAUUUUCUCUAUAUUUUUCAACAAACAUUUUACUAUUAUUAUUAAUAAAUGCGUUUUUUUUUUCUAAUGUCAUAUAAUUAUAAUCAAUUUAUUAUCAUUUGUAUUCUUAUAAAUAAAAAUUAUUCAAAUA
Molecule: messenger RNA, 1775 nt
Organism: Rhopalosiphum maidis (corn leaf aphid)
Lineage: Eukaryota; Metazoa; Arthropoda; Insecta; Hemiptera; Aphididae
Gene: mri
Product: BTB/POZ domain-containing protein 10
Exons: 8
Coding region: 256-1587 (443 amino acids)
Biological process (GO): positive regulation of phosphorylation
Cellular component (GO): cytoplasm
Molecular function (GO): protein binding
Source: RefSeq, a predicted model, not a curated record